This is a messenger RNA of Drosophila biarmipes, 837 nucleotides long. RefSeq names its product calaxin. The coding region runs from base 154 to 807 and encodes 217 amino acids. The record is from RefSeq and is a predicted model, not a curated record. The transcript has 3 exons. Gene Ontology annotation, molecular function: calcium ion binding. NCBI's taxonomy places the organism in Eukaryota, Metazoa, Arthropoda, Insecta, Diptera, Drosophilidae.
UCAUAAUAAAGAUAAAAACAAAUGAACUAGGGUCAAAAGUACAAAAAUCUCAAACAAGAAACACAUAAAAACAUUAAAACAAACGAAAUUUACAGACAAAAAAAGCGCAAAACGGGAAAUAAAAAUAUUAUCACUUAAAUCGAGAAUUCGGUCAUGGAAAAUCUAGACGCCACCAUAGAUAACAUGGAGAACAGCCGAUUUGCGGCCCUUUACGGGAGUUUGAUUAAGGAGUUGGCCGCAACUUCCGAGAUGUCUCAGACUGACAUCACCUGUUUGCUUGUCGUUUAUUACAAGUUCUCUAAGGCCAAUGGGCCCCAGUGUAAGAAGAUGACCAAGAAGCAGUUCUACCAGAUCUUCUUGGUGCUGUUUAACGUGGCCAACGUCCAGGUAAUAGAGCGCACUCUGCUGGCCAUCACAAAGGACACAAAGUACGUGAGUCCCCAGGCUUGGAUCCAUCUCUUCGAUCUCUACACAACCAAGGACAUCCAUGUGCGCAUGAAAUUCGCCUUCGAGGUCUAUGACACAAAGGGAACUGGGGUUAUUGAUCGAGAGCAAGUUGGUACAGCCUGUGAAAAAUUCUUUUACGGUGAAGACGAAGACGAGCUUAACGAACUUAAGGCGGACAUGACUGAGUUUCUCAUGAAGAAGUUUGACCUGGACAAAGACGGCGUAAUUUCAUAUGAGGACUACUCCACUGUCGUCGAACAGCAGCCAAUUUUAGUCGAGUUCUUGGGCUGGUUAUUUCCGUCGAAGGAAGACCAGGAUCUCAUGGCCCAUUGCAUUAACCUUCAAAUGAACCAAAAUUAAGCAUUAUAUUAAAAAUAACUUAACUUAUUA